AUGAGCGUUCUCAUGAACACUUCUCUCGGAGAGUUUGUGGUGGAUUUGUGGGUGGAAGAGUGUCCGAUUGCGUGUUUUAAUUUUCUUUCGUUAUGUAAAAUUAAAUACUAUAAUAAUUGUAAAGUAUUUCAUGUGGAAAAGAAUGCUUGGUUUCAGAGUGGAGAUCCAACAAAUUCGGGUAAAGGAGGACAUUCUAUUUUUCAUUUAGUUGAAGAAUAUAAGAGCAAGGAUUCCGAUCGGAAUAAAUUAUUGGUGAAGGAAAAAGAAAUUUAUUUUAAUGAUGAAAUUAAUGUUCGGAAAAAACAUAAUCAAGAGGGAUUAUUGUGUAUGGCUAAUAAGGAACAGCCUAAUACCAAUGCAAGUCAAUUCUAUAUUACAACAACGAACAGACAUUUAGAUUAUCUUGAUGGAACACAUACAAUUUUUGGGCGUGUAGAAGAAGGUAUUGAUGUGAUACAUGCUAUUGAUAAACUAUACACAGAGAAAAAAGGUGACCUUGAAGUACCAAUUCAAACAGUGAGAAUAAGACAUGCACAAAUUCUGUUUGAUCCAUUUGAGGAAGAGGAAGCGCUGAAAAAACAAUUCGAAUCGUUCUACAAGUAUGUGCAAAUGAUGAUUCCAGACAAGAGUCCACCUUCCAUACAUGAUGAUGAAAUUAUUGCCAUUCCUCAAAAAGUUCUCAAUGAAGAGGUAGAAACAAAGGAAGACUAUGAGUCAAAAAAAGAGAGAGAAGCCAAAUCAAGAGCAGUUGUAUUAGAAAUGAUUGGUGACUUGCCCGAUGCUGAAGUGACACCUCCAGAGAAUGUCCUUUUUGUUUGUAAGCUAAACCCUAUCACAACCGAUAAGAGUUUGAGAUUGAUUUUCUCUCAAUUUGGAAAAAUUAACAAGUGUGAAGUUGUGCGAAAUAAGGUGACAGGAAAAAGCAAAACAUAUGCAUUCAUUGAGUUUGACUCUAGUGAGGCAUGUGAAAAUGCAUACCUGAAAAUGGAGAAUGUGACUAUUGAUGAUUCCAGAAUACAUGUCGAUUUUUCUCAAUCUGUGGCCAAAUUGUGGUGGCAAAAUGAAAAGGAGAAGAAGGAACAUCAUGCUCCCUCUUCAACGAUACCACCUGAAACAACAACUACUGUGCAACAGCAUAAUAAUGAGCGCAGACUAGGUGGCGAGCGUAGACUCGAUGCUAGACCAAGUACCCCUCCCACACGCGCAAAUAACCAAGAUCGACACAAAGACAGUCACAAUCGAAAUUAUGGUCAUUACAACAGAUACCAUAAUUAUGAUCAACGACCUCAUCACGGUGCACCACCAAGAGGACAAGACUCAAGAAGAGAGGCAUAUGAUUCACACCACAAGCGAAAACAAUACGACUCGCACCAAGAAGACAAUCGAGAUUAUUCCAAAAAGAAUAAACGAUAA
Naegleria fowleri is the source of this 1413-nucleotide messenger RNA. RefSeq lists its product as uncharacterized. Gene Ontology annotation, biological process: protein peptidyl-prolyl isomerization. NCBI's taxonomy places the organism in Eukaryota, Heterolobosea, Eutetramitea, Acrasida, Naegleriidae. The transcript has 2 exons. Gene Ontology annotation, cellular component: nucleus. Gene Ontology annotation, molecular function: RNA binding; peptidyl-prolyl cis-trans isomerase activity. The record is from RefSeq and is a predicted model, not a curated record. The coding region runs from base 1 to 1413 and encodes 470 amino acids.